CUUAAAGUCACAACAGACAGAAGAACCUGCAGAAAAGGAGAAAGAAUGGCACGAAAAACAAUUCAGAUGGUUUGUGUGGUUCUCGGCGCCAUCGGGCUGAUUGGGGUCAUCAUCUGCUGCGCCCUGCCUGAGUGGGUUGUGGGAUAUGAGGAUGAUAAGGAAGUUCAUGUAGGUCUGUGGAAGAUAUGUGCAAAGCAGGGAACUGGACCGCAGGAGUGUGCAUCAUAUGACUCCCAGGCAUCAGCUCAAAUUCAGGCCUGCAGGGCCUUGACCAUCAUCAGCUUCAUCCUCUGUGGUCUCGGCCUCCUCCUCCUGAUCUUUGGUUCCGACUUCACCCCAUGUGUUCAGAACCAAGACGCCAAACCCAAAAUGAUAAAGGCAGCCGCAGUGGGCCUGAUACUGGCCGGCAUGCUGGUGAUCAUCCCGGUCAGAUGGUUUUCAAAUAAUAUUGGAAACGCAGCAGAGGGACUGAUGCUGGGAGCGAGCAUCUAUGUCGGCUAUAUAGCUGGUGUGCUGAUGAUCCUGUCUGGAGUUCUGCUCUGCUACUUAAGCAGAUCCAGAUCCAGCAACUAUCACCAGCUUCAGAGCUAGGCUUGAUGGAAGGGACUGGUGUCCGAUAGACGGGUAGACAAGGGAGAUGAUUUGGUAAAAACUGGGAAGAUGACAUCAAAUUAUCAUUUCUGUACUCUUAACAUGUAGUGAAGCCAUGUUUUCUGUAACACAUCUUUUAUUUUUCUUUUGACAAAAUUCCCAGUAUUUUUCUUAAAAUCUCUGUUAAAAUUAAACUUCAUAAAGAUCCUGAGUAUAAAAAUAAUUUUAAAAACAUAAAUGUCUGAAUGCAGGAAAAUUUGAUUUCAGUGAUAUUUUGAUGCAUUUUUUAAAUUUGCUUAUUAAAUCCAUUUAAUGUUUUUUUCAUGCUUUCUUAAUUCCUGUUUAAAGAAAACUGUCAACAUAAUUACUAACCAGAUUUGCUUCAAUUUCAUGAUGUUUCUCAGUUUUCUGCUUUACUUUCUAUUGAUAAAACAUUUACUGUAACUGUUUCUGUUUUUGUACAAUAAUAAUAGAUCAUCAUCUUUGGUCAGAUGUGAUUGGAAAAUAAAUUAGAUCAAAAAAUGAAAAAGCUUUUUUUUCUACAAACAAAACAAUGUAAGCAACUUUCAGAAAACUUUACUUCGGCUGUUUGAUUCUUCAUCUUUGACUCACAUGCAAAAUAUUGAUUUACCUUCAAAUAAAGUGCUACAGUCUGA
This is a messenger RNA of Poecilia latipinna (sailfin molly), 1247 nucleotides long. RefSeq names its product claudin-4-like. Gene Ontology annotation, cellular component: bicellular tight junction; membrane. NCBI's taxonomy places the organism in Eukaryota, Metazoa, Chordata, Actinopteri, Cyprinodontiformes, Poeciliidae. The record is from RefSeq and is a predicted model, not a curated record. Gene Ontology annotation, molecular function: structural molecule activity. The transcript has 3 exons. The coding region runs from base 46 to 591 and encodes 181 amino acids.